This is a messenger RNA of Aplosporella prunicola CBS 121167, 1517 nucleotides long. RefSeq lists its product as uncharacterized. The transcript has 2 exons. NCBI's taxonomy places the organism in Eukaryota, Fungi, Ascomycota, Dothideomycetes, Botryosphaeriales, Aplosporellaceae. Gene Ontology annotation, cellular component: mitochondrion. The record is from RefSeq and is a predicted model, not a curated record. Gene Ontology annotation, molecular function: FAD binding; proline dehydrogenase activity. Bases 1 to 1428 code for a protein of 475 amino acids.
AUGAUCCCCACGAAAGCAUUGAGGAUCAAGAACCGCCGCUAUGAGUCUACUUUUGCUCCAAGCAUUAGUAGGAUUAUGAGGAAGGAGAGGAGCGGUCCAACCUCGAGGGAAACCCGAACAAAGGACGACACUCCAUCGCCUCUGUCGGCUCUCCCAACCAGCGUGCUCCUAAGAUCCGUCUUCAUCAACUCGAUAUCCUCGAGACCGCUACUGCUUGCUCCCUCUCUUUCUGUUCUGUCGGCACUCUGCAAGCCCAAGAGGAGCUUCCUCCUGGACGUCGACCGCAACAAAGUCCUUCAUUACAUACUCAAAAAGACGUUCUACAAGCAGUUCUGCGCCGGCGAGACCGAGGCUGAGACGCUGUCCACCACGCGGCAGCUCCGGGACAUGGGCUUCCGCGGCACCAUCCUCACCUACGCAAAGGAGACGGUGUUUGACCAUCGCACGAAGCAGCAGCAUUCACUGGGCGUUGCGCUCCCGGAAGACGGGAAGACGACCAAGUGCGCGAACAUUGAAGCGUGGCAUGAGGGCACGCUACGGACAGUGGAGAUACUGGAGGAGGGCGAUCAGUUGGCAGUCAAGUUGACCGGAGCCGGACCUCUAGUGACCGAAGCCCUCUCAGCCGGCGAGCUCCCCAACCAGCAAAUGAUGGACGCGCUCGAGGAAAUCUGCACCAAGUGCAAAGAGCGCGGCGUGCGCAUCCUCAUCGACGCCGAGUCGCAGCACUUCCAAUGGGGCAUCAUGCGCGUCGGCAUGCACCUCAUGCGCAAGUACAACACGCACGGCUACGCCCUCAUCUACAACACGUACCAAGCGUACCUGAAGAGCACGCCGACGACGCUGGGCAAGCACCUCGCCAUGGCCAGCGACGAGGGCUUCACGCUCGGCCUCAAGCUGGUGCGCGGCGCGUACCUGUCGUCAGAGAAGCGCUCCCUCAUCCACGACACCAAGCAGGACACGGACGACGCGUACAACUCGAUCGCGCAGGGCGCGCUGCGGCAGGAAAUCGGCGAGUUCGGCACCCCAGGCAAGGCCGGCCGCCCCUUCCCGUCGGUCAACCUCGUGCUGGCCGGGCACAACAAGGCCAGCGUGCUCGCGGCGCACGAGCUGCACCAGCAGCGGGUGCGCGCGGGCCUGCCGACGGUGCCUGUCGGCUUCGCGCAGCUGCAGGGCAUGUCGGACGAGGUCAGCUUCGGGCUGCUGCAGCUGAAGCGCGGUGGCAGCGGAGAUGCAGAACCCCACGUCUACAAGUGCUCGACGUGGGGCAGCAUGGGCGAGUGCCUGGCCUAUCUGACGCGGCGGGCGUCGGAGAACCGCGACGCUGCGUCGCGCACAAUGGACGAGUACGUGGCGUUGAAGGCCGAGGUGGGGCGGCGGUUGCGGCAGGCCUUGUCGCCGUCGCGGUGGUUUGGCACGAGGUGGGAAUGAAGAUAUGAUUAGUCAGGGCCUUUUUACAUAAGGUGUUAUUAGGUUAUGGCGUCAAAUGGAUGGGCAAUCGGGCUUCUCGGCAUCUACCC